AUGGCUACCGAAGGAGGGGGAGCCAAGCCUGUCACCCAGUCCAGGAUGGAGAACUUCCGAAAGGUGAGGACCUCGGAGGAGGAGAGCCCCUUGCCCUUCCCCGACCUGCCCCCAGAUGUGGUGGAGAUGAAAGUGAAGGAGGGCAGCAAGAUCAGGAAUCUGAUGAACUUCGCCAUGGCCCAGAUGGAGCUGAAGGGCAGCCGGCAGAUCGUCUUCAGCGGUUGCGGCAGGGCGGUCACCAAGACCAUCACUUGCGUUGAGAUCAAUCCCAACCAGACGGGCUACCAGCCCCCGGAGCCCUGGCAUGGGCUGGGGACGCAGCUCGGUGAGGCAGGAGAAGACACGUCCAGCUCCUCCACCAAGGGGCUGAAGCGGCCCCUGCCACCUCCCCGUGAGGAGCUGCUGACCAAGAAGCUGCAGGUACAGGUACCCGACAGCCCGGGACCCCCAGCCGGCCCACCACCACUGCCCCCCCCCCCUCCCGCCCCGACCAGCC
Messenger RNA from Fulmarus glacialis (Northern fulmar), 496 nucleotides. Its product is annotated as ribonuclease P protein subunit p25-like. Gene Ontology annotation, cellular component: ribonuclease MRP complex. Gene Ontology annotation, biological process: tRNA 5'-leader removal. The transcript is spliced from 2 exons. The annotation marks the transcript as partial. Lineage: Eukaryota; Metazoa; Chordata; Aves; Procellariiformes; Procellariidae. The record is from RefSeq and is a predicted model, not a curated record. Gene Ontology annotation, molecular function: RNA binding.